Molecule: messenger RNA, 5377 nt
Organism: Dreissena polymorpha
Lineage: Eukaryota; Metazoa; Mollusca; Bivalvia; Myida; Dreissenidae
Product: polycomb protein suz12-like
Exons: 15
Coding region: 70-1953 (627 amino acids)
Cellular component (GO): nucleus; ESC/E(Z) complex
Molecular function (GO): chromatin DNA binding
Source: RefSeq, a predicted model, not a curated record
UCUGGUUACGGGAGUUAGAAAAAUUCCGCCGUCAAGAAAUCAAGUACACUUUUACUUCUUAGCGGAAAAAUGAAACAAAAGAAAAAGGAAAAGGAUAAACCUGCUGUUGCCCCUGAAAACAACGAAGCAGAUAUUGAAAAAUUUCUUCAGACGUUUGAAAAGGCCACGAAAAUAUACAGAUAUCUUCGGACAAGACAUCUUGUUUCACCUCUAUUUCUGCAAAGGAGUCUAUGGUAUAUGAAGCAUAGAAAAAGCACAGGCAAAACAAGGAAAUCUUUUAAAGUUGACAGCAUCUUGGAAAAGAAGAAAGUUAUCAAGGAUGACCCAGACGCACCCCAUGAUGGGAUCAAAUAUCUCCGGCUGGAGCUGGAUGGUUACUAUGACAGCAAUAUUCCUCAUGGUAUUCAUGAAGUGGAAGUGGAAGCAAUAGUUACCCGAAUACAGCAUACCCGCAAACAUGGUGCCUGCUCUGGCAAUGUAAAGCAGACCAGUCUUGGCAAAGUACGAGUGCCAGUAAACCCCACCUGGAGUCACUCUAGCCCAGAUGGGACACAGUCUGACAAUGGUUACCAUGGCUCCCGAGCUACUAUCAUCUCAAAGGAGGGCAUUGACUUCAGACCAUUUAAUGGCCAGAAUAGCUGUAGUCUGCAUUUGAGUGUAACCUGUCGACUGAAACCUAACCAUCCAAAUGGCAUUGCUAAUGGCACUAUAAGUGACGAGUACAGUAACAAGAAGCGUCGUCACUCGUUGAGUCCUCAUGGGGCGGGCAACCUUGAGGACAAUGUGGUGGUGUACGGGGCAGAACUCUCAGUGUACGGCAAGCAGUACCAGUGCCUCCUGGUGGCGGGAACGUACGACCUCAUCCUGCAAGAGCGCGGGUCGAAGUUUUCAACUAAUGAGCGGGGACAGUGGGAAAGGGCUGGUGGGAAAAGGCCAAUCGCCGCCUUGGAGGUGUUCGACUCAAGUUCCACUCUGAAGUUCAAGCUUACCUGGUUUGACGACCCAGAAGGGCUGGUACCCUGUGAGACACUACCCUGUGAAUACCACAAGAACAACAGAUACACACCCACAGGUUACAGAUCGGAUCCCAGCCAACUAAUCAAGGAAGAAGGUACAUCAACACCGAAGAAGAAAAUGCCGAUCGUGUACCAGUUCCUGUAUGACGAGAAUGCUCGUCAGAUGACAGACUCCCGUGACAGCGCCGGCUGCCCAUGGUGCACCGUGAACUGUGGAGAGCUGUACAGCCUGCUGAAACACCUACGCCUCUGUCAUGCACGCUUUAACUUUAUCUACACUCAAACCCCCACUGCUCACCGCAUAGAUGUCUCUCUGAAUGACUGUUUUGAUGGAGCAUACGCGGGUAACCCUCAGGAUCUGAACUCCCACAUAGGGUUUGCCUUCCAUCGCCUGGGCCCUGUACGGAGAUCUUCCAUCACCCACGUCAUGGUCUACAGACCUAAACGCCCAGCACAGACACUGCAGGAGUUUUGUGAGCCAGAAAAGGAGAAUCAGAUCUGCAGACAAAUCAUUCAGGGACACAACAGGUUGUAUUACCGCACCAACACAUGUCAGCCUUUGAAACCUCAGGAGAUCAAUCAGGACAGCGAGGAUGAGAUCACGCCAAAAUGGCUCUGUCAGAAGUCGGUCAAUCUGAUAGAUGAGUUCAGUGAUGUCAAUGAAGGCGAGAAGGAACUGAUGAAGAUGUGGAACCUUCAUUGCAUGAAAUAUGCGUACAUAGCUGACUGUCAAAUACCUCAGGCCUGCCAGACCUUUAUAGAAGAGCAUGGCAAAGAAAUCAUCCUGAAGAACAUCGUGAAGAACUUUGAACUUCACCUGGUGAACAUGUUUGACUACAGUCUAAUAGCACCAGAGAUUGUGCAGAGAACCAUGUGGCAAUUGUACACAGUCAGGGACGACCUUGAAAUGUCAGGGGUCAUACCAUGCUGUAGUUAAUGUAGUCUGGCCGACCUUGAAAUGUCAGGGGUCAUACCAUAGUCUAGUUAAUAGAGUCUGGACGACCUUGACAUAUUAGGGGUUCAUAGCAUGCUCUAGUUAAUGAAGUCUGUUCGACCUUGAAAUGUCAGGGGUCAAGCCAUGCCCCAGUUAAUGGAUUAUUGACGACUUUGAAAUUUCAGGGUCAUUCUGGUUUCGAGUUAAUGGAGUGAGGAUGACCUUGAAAUAUCAGGGGCAUACCAUUCUCUAGAUAAUGAAGUAAGGGAUGACCUUGAAAUGUCAGGGAUCAUACUGGGCAACCUUGAAAUGUCAGGGGUCAUACCAUGCUCUAGUUAAUGGAGUCAGGGACGACCUUGAAAUGUCAGGAGUCCUAAAGUGCUCUAGUAAAUGAAGUCUGGACUACCUUGAAAUAUCAGGGGUCAUACCAUGCUUUAGUAAAUGGAGUCUUGGCGACCUUGAAAUGUCAUGGUUGAUUUCAUUCUCUGGUUAAUGGAGUCUGGAUUACCUUGAAAUGUCCGGGGUCUAGUUGAUGGAGUCUGGAUGACCUUGAAAUGUCAGGGGUCAUACCAUACUAUAGGUAAUGGAGUCUUGACAACCUUGAAAUGUCAGGGGUCAUAAUUUGCUCUAGUUAACGGAGUAAGGAUAACCUUUAAAUGUGAGGAGUCAUCAUUUGCUCUAGUUAAUAGAGUCUGAAUUACUUUGAAAUGUCAGGGGUCAUUCUUUGCUCUAGUGAAUAGAGUCUGGAUGACUUUGAAAUAUCAAGGUCAUACCAUGCUCUAGUUAUUAGAAUCUGUAAGACCUUAAAAUGUCAAGUGUCAUACCAUGUGUUAAUAGUGUCUGGACAAUAGAAUUCACAAUAUCUGCUCCAGAUACGCUUGUCUGUAACUGCUCCUUUUUGUUGAUUGCUGUAACUUUCUGUUGUAGAGGAAGUAUCUGAUUAAGUCAUUCUAGAAGUUCAGUAGUGUCAGACAAGUUUGGGAUUUAAGUCAGCUCGUCUGGUUCUAUGUUGAUUCCUCCUGUCUUCUCAUUGCUGUUUUAGAAGAGUUUACAGUUGUAUUUAAUUUGAUUCCUUAGGAUGUAUAUAAUAUGUUAUAUCUGAAAACUGUUGUCUGGCUGUUGUAUAUGAAUGUUUUGUGCAAGUAAUUUGCUAUUCAGAAUUUAUGUUUGAAUGAGAGUCAUUUUUACAUUUUCAAAUGAUGUUUAUGUAUAUGAAUUAACAACUCCUUUAGAGAACAAUAAGUACAGGCCUUAAAAAAAAAGUUAGAAGUAACUAAGUUUUAUAAACUUACUGGUUUUUAGUGACUUUGUAUUACUGAACAGUCCUGUAUAUAUUUUACACUGAAAUUGACUAUACAUAAGUGUAAAUGAUAAGUCUCUUUUGUUUCAAAGUUUGUUCAGGUUAUUGUAUAUUCAUAUCCGGUAUUCUUGGGGUUUUGCUAUUUUUUGCAUUAUUGCAUUUAUGUCCCCUUGCUUUUGUUUACAAACAAUAAUUUGCAAAAAAUCAUCUCUCCCUGCCAAUAUCAAUUGAUUUUUUGUUAUCAUAUGUACUAAAAUGAUGGCAAACAUCAUUUGAAGCUAAAAAAUACUAAAAUCCAUCUUGAAAUGAAAUUUCCAAUUGUACUUCUUCACUUUUUCUAAUGGUGUAUGUCUGCUUGCAGGUGCAUGGAUCAGACAUUAUUAUUAUUAAACCUAUUUAGGUUGCACACUACUCAUUUUUUUUUUCUUCUGCUUAGGCUAACAAUAUUUAAAUUUGUCAAAUUAACUUAGGAAAAAUUAAAACAGUGUUCGAAAACUACCAUGAUAUUUCUUUAUUGGUGUUUCAUACAUUCAAGUUAUUAAAAUGAUAUCAACUAAAUUGAUUGAAGCUUUUGAUUGUAGUACUGAUAUUUGUAUAUUCAUGUUCGAUUUAAUUUUAAUACUAUCUAUUCUAUUUACCGCCAAAAUACCUGACAUGAUUAUAGAUAAGAAUGACGGACAGUUGUGUUGUGUUUGUUGUGACUACAAUUUAAAUGUAUGGUUGUUUGUUGUAAAAAAAUCAUGCUGAAAUGUUGUAAUUUCAAAUGUGAUAGUGUAUUCACUCAUUUAUCUGAUAUAUAAACAUGGUUUUUAGACGUGAAUGAUUAUUCUGUUAGUACAGUGAGAAUACAUGGUGCAGGCUACAAAUAAUGCUUUAUAAACUCAAGUUGCCAAUCUAAGUGAUUUAUAAUUAAAUUAUGAGCAUUAAUUGUGCAGUUAAAUUUUUAUUGCUUAAAGAAUAUAAAGAUGUAAUGUAGAAUGUUCGUUCUAUCAUGAUUAGAUUUUGGUUACUUAAGACAAAGUAUGUAAAUGUAUAAUUCAAUUGAUCUGAAUGUUGUGUUUAUGUGUAUACCUUCUCACCAGUGCCUUCUUGUUGAAGUUGUUUCAAUUAUAAUUUAAAAAUACAUGUACAUUAUUCAUACUUCUAAAAUGUUCAUUUAUGUUUUUAGACUAUUCCCAAAUCAUGUUAAAAGAAUUUCACUUGAAUGAUUAAUGAUCUAUAAGGGUUAUUUGAAAUUGAAGUUGUGUAUAUAAGUUGCCCGACAGUUUUAGCCCCUUACUUAUGUUUCACCUAACAAGAUUUAAGGUCCACAACUGUAUCCUGUGAAAACUCACUAAUUACUAAAAUGAUUUGAUUAAACUUUGUAAAUGUUUAAAUGUAUAUAGAGCUAUUUGAAAGUAUGGAUAUAAAUGUGAGCAAUUUAGACUACUUUUUAUACAAGAUAAAUGCCCAAUUGCUGCGACAAACAAAAUAUUGUGAUAACUGGAUAAGUACAUACAAAAAUGCCAAUCGGGUUGCUUCCUAUGUUAAUCCAUCUUUCUGUCCCUCCUUCUGUAAAAGCUAAAAUACCUCAAAAAGGUAAUUAACUAUGGUCAUGAAAUUUGGUAUUAAGAGUGUGCAUUGCCUCUUCUUUUAAGUUGAAAGUUUCGGUAAUUUGUUGUUACAAAAUAAGAUGAGAUUAAAAUGAAACUUGGUUGACACAAACAGAGGAUUGUGAGGUUUAUGCUUAUUUGUUUAAAACUAGAGCUGAAAUGAAAACAAGGCAUGCAUCCAUAGGGCAUGGAUAUUCCCACAUUCCAGUUCUGUUUCAAAACUCCGCUCAUAUUACUAGGAAGGUGUUAAUGGCAAUAUUUGAUAUUUAACCUGAAAGUGGUGUGACCUUGACCUUUGAAGAAAUGAGACAUGGUACACCACAUCAUUAUUCUUAAAUGUGAAUGUUUGAAUGAAUAAGAUAUCAAAUAGAAAUAGUAUUAUAGGUUAUUUGUAUUCUGAUGAUUUUUUAAUAUGCUUUCUCAUCUUAUCCCCCCUUCCUCCCAGCAAUAUCUGCUACCACUUUGUUUUGUUUUUUCAAUGCAUACUUGUAAGCUAAUAUAGAAUGGCUCAGUGAAAAUAAAUCUUAUAAAAAUG